ACGAUUAACAAAGAAAAUUGGCAUCAGAAUUUGUGAAAAGCGAGUACCACAAAACAAAGAGGGUACGUAUCAGUGGCUGGGUUCUCGAAGGGGGCGUGUCUCGUCUAUGAAUAUUCAGAGAAAUUCUCUUAGUCUUAGCGUGCCUAUAAAAGGCAAUGUGAUGCUAUUUCUGCGGGUUUGGUCAAUAACUAUACAGGCUGAGAUGAACUGUUGUGAUUAACAUUACAGAACUUGAGAACAAAGCAAAUAAGAUAUCAAUUUUUGAUACAACAAAUAUAACUUGACCAAAUCCCCCUUUCGAUAACUUUUUUCGCACUUACGCCUUUGAUGGUAAUUUUGGAAUUUUGAGGACUGAGAAGAAUUUCAUCCUUCCCAGUAUCUCAUCAUGCCCAGAGGAUUUCUUGUUAAAAGAACUAACCAUGGAGGAGCAGCGUCCUACAGAGAAAGGAACAAUUCGGAGGGCGAGCGCCCAGACCUGGAAGCAGAUAUUACAAGAUUUGGGUCUCCGGAUUCUGGAUAUUGCGCAAGUCCUACUAAUUUCUCAAAGGACAUAGAAAAUAAUAAUUACGAGAAGCCACACUGCUCUCCCCUGACAGUGAGUACACAACUUUACUUUUCAAAUUUUGAGAAGCUGAGUGUCAACUCUCCAAUUAACGGGAAUUCCUCUCCAAAGCCACUGGAUCAGAGCAGCCCAAAUAAGAGAAGAAAUGAAAAUAAGAACAAGCCUAUCAAAAAACCAAAGGCUGCUCGGAAGAUAAAUUUUGACGAGGACACGACGUCUCCCGUCUCGGGCUGUAUCAUAAAACAUGUUUCACCGGAGGAGGAGGGUACAGUGAUAUACCACGGGGACAUUGACAGCACGUACAACUUCGUCGAAGCUACUCCCGAGGCUCGCGCAGAGCUUGAAAAAAUUGAUAACAAAAUCGGAGACUAUAUCUGUCAGUUGUGCAAAGAAUUUUACGAGGAUGCGUUUCAGCUGGCCCAGCAUCGGUGUUCCCGCAUUGUACACGUGGAGUACCGGUGCCCGGAAUGCGGGAAGGUAUUCAACUGCCCGGCAAAUCUUGCGUCUCACAGAAGAUGGCACAAACCGCGACCUCCUACAGUCAACAACAGACAGAGCGCACCGGCAAAAAUUCUACCUUCAAACCAGAAUGCUUUGCACACUGGCAACCUGAAUGAGGCAAAACAUGACAACGCCACGUUCUUGAUUCCGACGGACCUAAGUAUUUCCAGUCCGACGAACCUUAGCAUUUCCAACAGCGAAGGACAGUUUAAGUGUGAAAUAUGCGACAAGAAAUUCCGUCGACAAGCUUACUUAAGAAAACAUCAACAAACUCACUCCGAUUCCGCUAAAAUUGUACGCAACGACAACUCUACAAGACAUGAAAUCCUGCGCACCAACAACACGAAAGAGUUAUCAAGCAAAGAGCCCUUGUGUUGCGAGGUUGCGUCACCUCAAAAUGCAUUUGAGAGUUUGCAGACGAGAGUUCCAGAUAUGUACGUGUGUAAGUACUGCGAGAGUUCGUUCAGCAGUUCGCCAGGCCUUACAAGACAUAUUAACAAAUGUCAUCCAACCGAGAACCGACAGGUCAUUCUUCUUCAGAUGCCCUCAACCCUCCCGCGCCAUAUGUAAAUAGACGGUGCCUUAACACCGUUUGUGCCUGACUGCAAAUAAAAUGUAUAUUUUUUUGAUGAACUUUUAGAAGUGUAAGAGUUGUGCAAAUGUGCCUUCCUUCCAUAUAUGUAUAAACAUGUAUUUUCACAUAAACGCUUCACAAUAUUUUUUACUAGAUUAUUAUUUUAUAGAAAGAUAUGUUUAUUUGCAGGUAUUUAAAAUGUUUUGUUUUAAAUUCUGAAAUUAAGUCGUACUUUUCGUGGAUGAAAUCGAUAUUUUGUUGUUUUUAUGUAUUAUUUAAGUUUUAUAAUUGAUAUAUUUAUUUUAGAAUCUUUAUUUUUACAAUGGACUUGUGCAUUAAUAUACUUUGAGAGUGCAAUAUUAAGUGCAAUAUUUUAAUAACCAUUAUAUACAAGUGCAAUAUUUUGAAAUGUGCAAUAUAAUAAUAUAGAUAUAUUUUAUUAAUACUGACAUAUUUCUACAUGUUGUAAUAAAUUGUGAUAUAUUUUUAUCUGGCUAGGCCGGGCAAGUGCAAUUUAAUUUAUUUUAGAUAGUCUAGUAGUAUUAGAAUUUAGAUUUUAGAUUUAUUUUAUUUUAUUUACGUGAUUAUUUUUUGCUUUUGUUAUCCAGUAUGCUUAAUAUUUUACUUGAAAAGAAACAGGGUUUUACCAAAGAAAAGCGAUUAUUUAUGUUGUGAUCCUUUUAUUUCUUUAUUGGUUAUUUUUUUGUUCUAUUUUUUUAGUAUUAUAUUUUGUUAUAAUAUUUUACGCAAACAAGUCUUGUCAGUAGUUGCAUUAUUUUAAAAUUACAUUUUUGUUUCCGUUUUAAUUUAUAUACUUUUGUUGGUUCAUUUUGUUACCCAUGUUCUAGUAUUUUAUGUUAAAAUCCAGUUUAUUUGAGAGAGAGAGAGAGAGAGUGAGAGAGAGAGAGAGAGAGGAUUGUAUUUCAUUCACCUAUUGCAAACCUUUGUAAG
Molecule: messenger RNA, 2588 nt
Organism: Saccostrea cuccullata (small rock oyster)
Lineage: Eukaryota; Metazoa; Mollusca; Bivalvia; Ostreida; Ostreidae
Product: insulinoma-associated protein 1a-like
Exons: 1
Coding region: 386-1633 (415 amino acids)
Biological process (GO): regulation of cell cycle process; negative regulation of transcription by RNA polymerase II; neuron differentiation
Cellular component (GO): nucleus; transcription repressor complex
Molecular function (GO): DNA-binding transcription repressor activity, RNA polymerase II-specific; RNA polymerase II cis-regulatory region sequence-specific DNA binding
Source: RefSeq, a predicted model, not a curated record